Molecule: messenger RNA, 3930 nt
Organism: Peronospora belbahrii
Lineage: Eukaryota; Oomycota; Peronosporomycetes; Peronosporales; Peronosporaceae
Source: the annotation of a GenBank genome assembly
AUGGACGAGAGCGAUUGGCAGAUGUCUAGUUUCUCCGACCCAAGUCCACGUUUUUCUCUCAUUGCAUUUCCAUUAAAAGUACGUGAUUCUGUCUUUCGUCGAGUGACAAAGAGCGCUAUGAAACCUCAAGAUAAACGAAACAAGAAACGAUCAAGUACGACAGAUACGACAAGGACAGUAUCAUCGACGGCUUCAACACCUCGUGAUUCAGUGCUUUACGUGAAGCAACAGGAAGAAUAUGAAAAAAAUGUGGAAAAGUUUCGUCUCUUUUGGAACGAGAAAUUACGCAGUACAAUGGAAAGACUCGCAACGGGUCGACUCAAGUGUCAGGAGGCCGAGAAUAGUGUUUUUCAUUUACUACUGAAACUCUAUGCCCAUCAAGAUGUGGUCGACGAAUUAUACAGGAGCUACGACUUGAAUGCUGACGAGUUUGUGUUUUAUAUCCCACAAUUGUGUACAUUUUUCAUGCAUGGUAAUUAUGCAAAACAGCAGGAGCUAGAAUGUUUUCUCAUGUCAAGAAGUGGCGAGUCAUUGUCAUUUGCCCAUCGGUUGACAUGGUUUUUGAGGUCUUUUUGUGGCAAUGCAAAGAAACAUCAAUUUGAGCAUUUUAGUGUAACAGCAGCAGCAUCCGAGAGACAGGAGAAUCCAGAUUUUCUUGAUGCAAUCGGAAAACGAGCAGGUGUGCCGGCAUUGUUGAUGAACAGUGGACUUUGUGUAGAGGAGGUGAUGGCGACGAAUCCCGAUAAUUUAAAGCGGAGACGGUGUACUGCUUUCCCAACGGAUGAUGAGCUACAGUUCACAACGUAUGAGAGUGAUGAAUCCUUUGCAGGACACUUGCUCCAGAGAAGAAACUCCGUUCAGGAUGAAGCGAGGACAGAUGAGGGAAAUUCACAGCAGUUUUUGCUUUUCAAUCAGACGCCAAAGUUUGUAGAGGCUCUUACAGACCUGGCAGAACAGCUUAUUCCCACACCGCUAUCUCAGAGAAACAAUGAAUUGCGCAAAGGGUUAAGUGAAAUUGAUAAGCAAAUGCUGCCCUCCGAUGUGAUCUACCUUCCGAUCGGUAAUCCGUAUCAUCGCAUUAAGCGCAUUCGCGCAGAAGAGUGCUUCACAUUUUCUACAAAGCAGCGCGUGCCGUACUUCCUGUGCGUGGAAGUGUUGGACUACUCAGUCACCCCUCCCUCUGCAGUUUCCAAAAAACAAGUAAAAAAGAAAACGUCAAAAGCGAGUCGUAAUCAGACACGAGUCUUUUCUUUGAAAUUACCGUUCAAGAAGGCUGACGCCGAUUUGGUGGCAGCAGUACAUGACACUCCCAUGUCGAGCAGUACUUCACCAGAAAGUGAUCUGAGCUCAGUGUCGUCGCCAAGUGCUUCUUCUGCGCUGUCAGAAACAGCAGACGAAAGAUGCCCAACAUCUUCACCGUCGUCGGCUUCUUUACAGGAUGUCGAUGAUGAAGUAGUACUGAUUGGGAAUCGGAUGGACAGUGAGGACGGCGAUGACGAAAAGGAAGAAGGUGAACACCAAAAGAGUUUUCGCGAGGGCGACGAUUUUCGAAGAGCUGAAGAAGAUCAACAGAAACGACUGGGUCAAUGGAACUUGCCAAGAUCUCAACGACGCAAAGAGUGUUCUUACAGCGCAUUAGCUUGCUCAGGAGGACAGUUUGAAAGCUUUUACUCGUCCUGGGCUUCGAAUAAGGCACACCAAAGUACCGAUGAAGACGGACAUGUUCCGCCUGUGUUUGAGCCAACAAAGGGUAGCGAUGCUGCUGAAAAGGGCGUUGCUGUUCGUUUGAUGAAGCAUGAAGAACCUGCAAUUAUUACAGAGGUUGUUGCUGGUGUUGGUGAUGGGAAAGUGGAGACUUGCGACCUUCAUGAGGAAUUGUCUGCUCAGUCGACUUCGUUAGUAAGUGACUCCGUAGCUGUGUCCACCACUGAAGGAAGCUUGCUGAUACCAUUAUUCGAAAAAGUGACUUUGGAAGACACUGCUCAAGAUUCUGUGGCGAGUAUAAGCCAGCCUAAUGCUCAACCAAGUACCAAUGAGAAGGGUGCAUGGAAUGGUGUUGAACCUGUCAAGAGUAAUGCGUCAAAAGGCAUGGGUGCUGAGAGGAUUUUUCUUUUUUCUUUAGCAGCACAAGCCCCAGGUCCCUUUUCAACCUUGUUAUUGAAUAAUUCUAUGGACAAUCUACGUCCUUCAAGCUUAGAAGAAAUGCUGGCCUUGGUCAAGAAAGAAAUAAAGCAAGGGGCGACAACAACAGCAACAAAUGACGGAGAAGGUAACGCAGCCGUCACAAUCACGCCUGUGUGCAGUUCUGCGUCUAUUGUCGCGAAAAAGUCAAAAGUUGCUGUCGUAUCGUCUGAUAGUACCUCAGAACCGGCAUGGUCGCUUCAUUCAGGUGAAGAGGGAUUGUUGAAUGAGAUUGAUGCUGCAGGUGUGGAUGAAGAGGAGUCAGAGCCGAUGGAGGCGCUUCCGUCUGAUACUGAUUUUAUCGACAGAGCUUCAGCAUCGCUAAUUGAGAUGAGUGAAGGUGGUGCAACCGACGACGCGAUAGCUGAGGAUGCAGACGGUGAGGACACGGACUCGAAUGAUGGGUGUGUUUGGGAUGACGAAGAAGCUUCGCGCGAACCGGAGCCUUUGCCUGCAAAGAAGUCCACUCUAAAGCCGUUUUCUUUCGUAAUGUGGUUCUAUCGAAAAUCUGUAACCGGAUUUGCAGGGCAAAAACCUGCUAAAAGACUGGAGGGUGCUCCAGCUCUCAUAGAGAGUGCGACUGCAUUGUCUGAAACUGUUAAUCCAGCUGUUGAUACUUCAGAACUCUCCGCAUCUGUCGUUAAAGGCACAAACGUACGAAAGAGCGAGACUCAUUUCCAACAAAGACGCCGUGAUUUGAGCAUUAGCAUCGACUUUGCUGACCCGACGGCGUGGAAGGAAAAAUUUGAUCUGGGUGAUGGCCUUACUGAGGAGGAUCCAGAUGUAGACGCUGUUGAUACCGGUAGUGUGGACGACGAUAAUGAGGUGGAGGACGCACCAUUAAAUGAGGAGGAGGACGAAAAGCCAAUGAUUGUAUUUCGCGAGCGUUGGAGCGAGAAGGAAGCGCGUAUUCGUAGCGAAUCACCGUAUGGCGACCACCCUGGUUGGCGACUUCUUCCUGUUAUUGUAAAGAGCAACGACGAUUUGCGUCAGGAGCAGUUUGCGGCGCAGCUGAUUGCCCAGUGCGAUCGGAUAUUUCGAGAGUACUCACUUCCUCUUUUGCUGAGACCGUAUAACGUAAUUGCUACAUCAGCUAAGACUGGACUCAUUGAGGCCGUUCCAGACACUGUUUCUCUGGAUUCAUUGAAGCGAAAUGACCCCAGUUACACCACGCUCCUGGAUUUCUACGUUCGUCUUCACGGCAACAAGGGUACUGCUGGGUUUGCUCGAGCCCAGAAAAACUUUGUGGAGAGUCUUGCGGCCUACUCUAUGGUCUGCUAUGUAUUCCAGAUUAAAGACCGCCACAAUGGCAAUAUCCUAGUGGACACUGAUGGACAUGUGAUCCACAUUGACUUUGGCUUCUUGCUCACGAAUAGUCCUGGCAGUAACUGGAACUUUGAGCGAGCCCCAUUCAAGCUCACGGAUGAAUUCGUAGAGCUUAUGGGUGGGGCCCGUAGCUCAACAUUCCGCUAUUUCCGGUCGCUCUGUAUCCGUGCAUUUCUGGCACUACGUCGAAACAUGGACCAGAUUGUGCUGCUUGUAGAGAUGAUGCUUGUGGAGAACGCCGACCUGCCAUGUUUUGCUGGCGGGAAGAGGACAGUGAUUGAGGGCCUUCGUGCACGUCUCAAAUCGGGCGCACCUACGAGCACAUGUCAAGUGUUUGUAAACCAGCUGGUCGACCAAUCCAUCAACAAUUGGCGAACGCGCUGGUAUGACAAGUAUCAACGAGCUUGUCUCGGGAUUCUGUAG